AUUUGGAUCCCUGAAAAGAUGCUUAAUUCAACGCUAAACUCUGAAGCUUGAAGCUCAACACGAGAGUUCAAUUCAAUUCAAUUUCAAUUCAGCCAAUUGAUUUUCCUCACUUAACUGCUACCCAAUCACUACUUACCAUACUACCCUUCCUCAACAUGGGAAUCUCUCAAAGACACCAACUUUCUAUUCAUUUCCUCCAAAUUCAAUUACCCUUUUGACCGAUAAUUCUAAAGUUCGUGUCUUAUUACUCUGUUCAUUCUUUCACCUUGUGUUCGUUCAUUUCUCUGUGAGGGUUUUCUGAGAACAGAAGAUGCAACUUGAUCUGGAAUCCCUGUCUGAAGCUACUUCCGGGGCCAUUGGAUCCCUUGUCAGCACUACAGUGUUGUACCCACUUGAUACUUGCAAGACCAAAUAUCAAGCUGAAGUUCAAGCUCACCAUCAACGAAAAUACAGGAGAAUUUCUGAUGUUUUAUGGGAAGCAAUUUCUAAACGUCAGGUGCUUUCAUUGUAUCAAGGUCUUGGGACAAAAAAUGUCCAAUCCUUCAUUUCGUCGUUUAUUUAUUUCUAUGGAUACAGUUACUUUAAGAAACUGUAUUUGAAAAAAACUGGAAACAAGAACAUUGGAACAGCAGCAAACUUGAUUGCUGCUACUGCUUCUGGAGUCUGUACAAUACUAAUAACACAGCCCUUAGAUACAGCAUCCUCAAGGAUGCAGACAAGUGAAUUUGGAAAAUCCAAAGGACUCUGGAAGACCUUAUCAGAGGGUACCUGGAGUGAGGCAUUUGAUGGUCUUGCCAUAUCUAUUCUUUUAACAACAAACCCAUCUAUCCAGUAUACUGCAUUCGAUCAGCUGAAACACCGGCUACUAAAAGGCAAGAUGAGCAAGAGAACUGAUGCAAAGUCAUCCCCGGAGUCACUUUCUGCAUUUAACGCUUUCAUGCUGGGUGCAGUUUCAAAAUGUGCAGCUACAUGCUUGACAUACCCGGCUAUCAGGUGUAAAGUCAUGAUUCAGGCUGCUGAUUCAGAUGAUAGGAAGAUUUCAGAAGCUGAGAAGAAGGCGCAGAAGACAAUCUCUGGAGCACUCUAUACUAUUUGGAAAAGAGAAGGCCUCCUGGGAUUUUUCAAUGGAUUGCAGGCACAGAUAUUGAAAACUGUUCUCAGCUCUGCAUUACUUCUUAUGGUAAAGGAAAAGAUCACAAAGUCGACGUGGAUUCUGAUGCUCAUG
Molecule: messenger RNA, 1225 nt
Organism: Cicer arietinum (chickpea)
Lineage: Eukaryota; Viridiplantae; Streptophyta; Magnoliopsida; Fabales; Fabaceae
Product: peroxisomal adenine nucleotide carrier 1-like
Biological process (GO): peroxisome organization; fatty acid beta-oxidation; ATP transport
Cellular component (GO): peroxisomal membrane
Molecular function (GO): ADP transmembrane transporter activity; ATP transmembrane transporter activity
Source: RefSeq, a predicted model, not a curated record